AUGAAUCCUGGUCGUUGUGCUGCUUGUAGAUAUUUGAGGAGAAGAUGUGCUGAAGAUUGCAUUCUCUCACCUUAUUUUCCAUACAAUGAUCCCCAAAGAUUUGUUUCUGUUCACAAAAUCCAUGGUGCCAGCAAUGUCACAAAACUACUUCAGCAACUCCCAACCCAUUUGCGAGCUAAAGCAGCAGAUUCCUUAUACUUCGAGGCACAAUGUCGGGUUGAAGACCCUGUCUAUGGCUGCGUUGGGCUCAUAUUUCUGCUGCAGCAACAAAUACACAGUGCAGAGAGCGAGCUAGCUAAGACCCAGGCUGAGAUUGCAGUUCUGAAAUCUCAGGCCCAACAUACCCAAGCUCAACCAUUCGAAGCUGAAUCUGAUGUCAACAAUUUGUUGCAAGAACAGUUAGACAAUAUUGCCAACGUCAGCUUCUCCAAUCAAGCUUCUUCUGGGUUUAUCAAUUAGUUUUGGCACCCCAGGGCUGGUACAUUCCUGCAUUUGUUGGACUUGUGAACUUACAGGCUUCUCAUUUUAGGAAUAAAAGGAAAUGGUUGAAUCUCUGUGAUAUUUCCUUGAAAUUGGAAUCAAAUGGAUAAUCUGGGUCUGAUGUUAUUCUACAGGUAGGAUUAACCCUCUCAUAUGCAGCUCCAAUUGUUUCCUUGUUGGGAACAAGUUUUAAUGAAACAGAAAGGAAAUGGCUUCUCAUAAACGAAUAAUAUAUAUUGAUCAUACUAGGCAGGAACAGCAAAAAUUAUCGGUUGAAACAUUACAGGAACUAACAGAACUUGUUAGCUCAUUGGUUCCUCAAUCCUUGAACAUUUCUGUGAUAGAAAUAAAUAUAAUUUUUGAAGUUUCAGCUAUAAGUUCAUCAAGAGAGAUUGAGCAACAAAUGAUGAUCCAAUAGAGCUGAGUCGAAAGACUGAUUCGUUUGGGGGUUAAAUGCUUGCACGUGUCACUAAGUCGAUAUAUCUUGAUGUGGGACAGGUGUUAGGCAAGCAGGGUACUGGUCCUGGAACUCAAAAUUUGACAGAUGGCUGGAGAUGGAUUUUUUCAAUAAACUUAAUUUUUAG
Durio zibethinus is the source of this 1064-nucleotide messenger RNA. Its product is annotated as LOB domain-containing protein 23-like. Lineage: Eukaryota; Viridiplantae; Streptophyta; Magnoliopsida; Malvales; Malvaceae. The record is from RefSeq and is a predicted model, not a curated record.